Bipolaris sorokiniana ND90Pr is the source of this 494-nucleotide messenger RNA. RefSeq lists its product as uncharacterized. The coding region runs from base 212 to 475 and encodes 87 amino acids. NCBI's taxonomy places the organism in Eukaryota, Fungi, Ascomycota, Dothideomycetes, Pleosporales, Pleosporaceae. The transcript has a single exon. The record is from RefSeq and is a predicted model, not a curated record.
GCUGACACCUCUGCAGUUUCUGCCUUUACCGUAUUCAAGUGCCGUUGCACUAUUGCUCCAUGCUACGCGAAAAACACGAACCAUUUACGUGAACAUGACUGGUACGGCUCUUCCCGGCAUCCUUCUCUCCUCGCUGUAGUCUAGUUAGCGACAAAACGAGGGCAUGCGACGCAUCAAGAAAGAGAAAGACAAAAAAUGACAGGAUUGCGCAAUGGACCCCAUGGUGCGCCUCGAGGCGAGUGCGGGAGGCGGGAAUCAGAAAGUCGGGCAGCGGCGUGUUUUGACCGCUAUUUUCCUCUUGUUUUCCGCAUGUUACUUGACCUGCAGGCCGGACAAGUCGCGUGACGUGAGCAAACGGUUUACAUUGGGCGGUGGAACAGAACACAUGAGUAGGAAAAAAACGUGGUUUGUGAGGCUUGCCAGAUUACUUUUUGCUUGGUACCCCGCUGACGUUGAUAAGCGUCAGAGGCGCUAACAAGGCGAUAUGCAGGGUA